Molecule: messenger RNA, 2623 nt
Organism: Pyrus x bretschneideri (Chinese white pear)
Lineage: Eukaryota; Viridiplantae; Streptophyta; Magnoliopsida; Rosales; Rosaceae
Product: ABC transporter G family member 21
Exons: 4
Coding region: 242-2374 (710 amino acids)
Cellular component (GO): membrane
Molecular function (GO): ATP hydrolysis activity; ATP binding; ABC-type transporter activity
Source: RefSeq, a predicted model, not a curated record
CUCUUGCAUGUGAUCCUCCUUCCUUCCCCUAUUAAUUCCUCUCUUCCCCGCCAAACCUCUUUUCUCCUCUCCUCUGAGUCCCUCCAUUACAUUCAUCCACCACUCUCUGUCUCUGUCUCUGUCUCCCUCUCUCUCUCUCUCUCUCUCUCUCUCUCUCGCUGGUCGACCUGCAGACACCCGUUUGCCUAAUAUUGACUCUCUAUUUGUAUUUGAUCAUCAUAGUGCAACAUUUUCUGCAAUUAUGAUACCUCUUGGGCAGGAAAACAGCAUGACAAACACUUCACCAAACAAUCUACUCUCUAAUAUGAACCGGCCUGAUCAGAACUGUUCGGUUCAGCCCGAACCCUCCGCUUCGUCGAGGACUAAUGUGAGCCCAUGUUUGGGUGACGACAUGCCGGGCCAGCCCCGACCAACCUCGCACAGAGCUUCAAUUUUGCACCAGUCGUUGCGCCCUAUAACACUUAAGUUUGAAGAUGUUGGAUACAGCAUCAAGCUGCAAGCAACAAACGGAGGUUGUGUUGCUUCACAUAAGCCAAAACCAACACGCACUGUACUCAAUGGAGUGAGUGGAAUCGCUCUACCGGGUGAGCUACUCGCAAUGUUGGGGCCAUCCGGGAGCGGCAAGACCACUUUCUUGACCGCCCUGGGCGGCCGCUUGCCAGGUAAAAUCUCUGGUAAGAUAACAUACAAUGGCCAGAACUUCUCAAGCUCCAUGAAGCACAACAUCGGCUUCGUUUCGCAAGAUGACGUCUUGUAUCCUCACCUUACUGUUCUGGAGACCCUAACCUACACUGCCUUGCUAAGGCUGCCCAAGCAGCUUACAAAAGAAGAGAAAAUUGAGCAAGUCGAAACGGUGAUAAUGGAGCUCGGGUUGAACCGGUGUCGUGAUACUGUAGUUGGUGGGCCUCUACUGCGAGGCAUUUCGGGUGGUGAGCGAAAACGGGUCAGUAUUGGGCAAGAGAUGCUUGUCAACCCGAGUCUUUUGCUUUUGGACGAGCCCACUUCUGGGCUCGACUCAACCACGGCCCAACGUAUCAUCACGACGUUGCUCAGACUGGCCCGUGGUGGUCGGACGGUGAUCACCACCAUCCAUCAGCCGUCAAGCAGGCUAUACAGGAUGUUUGAUAAAGUAGUGGUGUUAUCGGACGGGUACCCAAUUUAUAGCGGGCAUGCUGGUCGGGUCAUGGAGUAUUUCGGGUCCAUUGGAUAUGAGGUCGGGUUCAAUUUCAUCAACCCGGCUGAUGUCUUGCUUGAUCUUGCAAACGGUAUAGCACCUGAUGCAAAACAGGAUGAGGAAGUAGAGUAUAAUGGCAGAUUAGACCACCAAGAAGAUCAAAACACAACCAAGCAGUUCUUAAUAUCUUCCUAUAAAAAGUAUAUAUACCCUGCAUUGAAGACAGAGAUUCAGCAAACUCAUAAAGACACAGUUGUUUCUUCUUCAAGAACACCAUCAUCCAGAGGUAACCUCCAGUCAAUAAGUCUCUAUUUUUCAACUAGAUUUUCCGCUGGAAUAUUCAUUUGUGCAUGUAUAUGGUAUGUAGGUAGUGGAAAUUACAAAUGGACCACCAGCUGGUGGGAGCAAUUUAGCGUUUUGCUGGAAAGGGGUUUAAAAGAGAGGAAGCAUGAAUCUUUCUCUCGCUUAAGGAUUUUCCAAGUCAUGUCAGUUGCAAUUAUUUCCGGUCUUUUGUGGUGGCACUCCAACAUUUCGCAUAUACAAGAUCAGGUGGGACUUCUUUUCUUCUUCUCCAUAUUUUGGGGCUUCUUUCCUCUAUCCAAUGCCAUAUUUUCAUUCCCUAUGGAAAGACCAAUGCUGAUAAAAGAACGUUCCUCGGGCAUGUACCGUCUCUCAUCCUAUUUUUUUGCGCGAACGGUUGGUGAUUUGCCAAUGGAGCUUGUUCUCCCAACAGUCUUUGUAACAAUAAGCUAUUGGAUGAGUGGUCUCAAGCCUUCAAUAGUCACAUUUGCACUAACCCUUUUCAUUGUUCUUUACAAUGUGUUAGUCGCCCAAGGCAUAGGGCUAGCACUAGGGGCCAUUCUAAUGGAUGUGAAGCAAGGCACAACUCUGGCUUCUGUGACAACGCUGGUGUUUUUACUUGUAGGCGGAUAUUACAUUCAGCACUUGCCGCCUUUCAUAGCUUGGUUGAAGUACAUUUCGUACAGCCAUUACUGCUACAAGCUUCUUGUGGGAGUGCAAUACUCGGUGCAUGAGGUUUAUGAGUGUGGGAUGGGGGUGCAUUGUAGGGUGCUGGACUUUCCUGGUAUUAAAUGUGUAGGUCUUGAUAAUAUGUGGAUAGAUGUAGCUGCAUUGGCUGUGAUGCUGGUGGGAUAUAGGGUUUUGGCUUAUGUGGCAUUGAGGAUGGGGCAACCUCACUGACUUCUUGAAUCUUGAUGAUGAUAGAUCAGAAACUGACAUGCAGCAUAUUAUUGCAGCAAGAGAACUUGAUGACAUACGUUCGGAUAUCCAGUUUUAUCGAGUAAUCGAAGGUUUUGAACUGAUAUUGUGAACCAAGAUUUCAUGUAUGCUGGCUGGAGAAAUUGUAAUGAAUUGUAUUCCGUUACAAGGAAAUGGAUAUGAUGGUAAUGAUAAAUUGUUAGAUUUGUUGAAAAAAACUCAAUUUGCUGA